Aureobasidium vineae is the source of this 399-nucleotide messenger RNA. The record is from the annotation of a GenBank genome assembly. NCBI's taxonomy places the organism in Eukaryota, Fungi, Ascomycota, Dothideomycetes, Dothideales, Saccotheciaceae.
AUGAUACCCGCUGGCUUCCCGUUCAGCGCAUACGUACGCACGCAGAAGUUUGUCACUGAAGAAUGGAACGCCUUCUUCUCUAACGGACGAGCCAUCGUAGAUGGUGGUUGGAGAGGUAUUUUGUAUGCCAAUCUGGCGACCAUCCAGCCGGCUGCCAGUUAUGCAUUUUUCUCAGACCCCAAUUUCAAUCCUGCCUACCUUGAUGGUGGGGCUAGUUUGACUUGGUACUUGACUUACUCGGCAGCACUGGGCGGCUCGCCUGCUGGUGCGGCCAAGCGAUCGGAGGAUGAAGGAGUUGUUCUGGAAGAAGAGCCGAUGGAGAAACAGGUCGAGAGCGAAAGAGCAACCAAGGCUGUCCAUCAGCGUAGGGGUCAUGGACAUGGGCAUGCGAAGCUCUGA